GCCGGGGCGGUCACCGCCGCCGCCCCGCCCCGCUUUACGACAGCCGGUGGCGGCUGUGCGGCGGGGCCCGGGGCCGAGCGACGAGCCUCGGACCUCAGCCAGCUCGGCCCGGCCGUCGGCAGUGCGAGGGGCCUGGGGCCGGGCGGCAGCCGCGGUCAUGGCUGGUACCAUGGUGGCGGUUGGCCUGACCAUAGCAGCAGCUGGAUUUGCAGGUCGUUAUGCACUCAAAGCUAUGAAGCAAAUGGAGCCCCAAGUAAAACAAGCACUUCAGAAUCUACCGAAACCCGACUUCCGUGGUUAUUAUAGAGGUGGAUUUGAACCCAAAAUGACUAAACGAGAAGCAGCUUUAAUACUAGGAGUGAGCCCUACAGCCAACCGAAGUAAAAUUAGAGAAGCUCAUAGACGCAUCAUGCUUCUGAAUCAUCCAGAUAAAGGCAUUUGAUGCAGUUUCUAGGCAACUUCUCUGAAAUUCCCAAGGACAACUUUGCCACCUUACAGCUAAUGGCUGUCGCUAAGCAACCUCUUCUGGCUGCGGUAAUGUGCUUGAAAAAUUUAACUGUUUAUAUUAAAUAUCGCUCAUAACUUCCCAUUGUUUCUGAGCUAACCAAACCUUCACAGCUUUUUAUUACUAAAAAAACCUGAACACCUACCAUUUAUGCUAAGCAUCCAGAACCUCUCCCUACCAACAAUUCUGGAAUAAAGGUAUUUACACUCCUAUAUAAACAAACUGAACAUUCAUUACGGUUUCAGUUUAGUCAAACAAUUCACCAGGACAGAGUAAAAAAACUAAUAAAUAUUAUCAGUAUCGUCAGAAUUAACCUGAUCAACAUGCCAUGAUCAAAGGUAUCAUCAGUGCCAGGCCAUGCAAUUCAGAAGAACCGUGUGAUUUCGUGACACAAGUGAGCUACACGGAGAUGAUCAAGAGUAAUUUACUGUAUUCAAUUUUUCGCCCUGUUUACUAGGGCGCCUAUGUAUCUUUGUGAAAUACGUCUAUAUUUAAGUGCAGACUUUCCAACUGGGGGGAUGCAGCUGAGUGAAAAGGGGAUGUGCACACUUCUGCGAGGAACUGCUACUCAGUUCCAUAGAAUACCUCACUACACCUAAAAUAAAUCCAGUUAGUUUCUACCCAAAUUCAAAAAUGAUUACGAAGAAGCUUUGUGCUACAUCCAUUUUAAGUUUUAAUUUUCACAGGUAUGCUCAUAGAAUGACCAUGAUCACAGACAAGCUUUUCUCCUCCUCAGUCAAGUCAGAUAAUGUUACUUUAAAAAAAAAUCGUCUCCUUAGAGUAUCUGUACCUCUUGCACACACCAUCACUUUCAAUUUUUUGUCAUACAACUGCUAUCAUUGAAAGCCAAGAUUUUACCAGAGUUCAGUUUGCUCAUUUUUUCAGUUAAAAAUUUAACUUCAGCAAGAGUAUAAACUAACUAGGUUUUCUGAGCUAUGCGGAAAAAAAGGCAAUUCUAAAUUUUCAGGUCUACCUUCAACUCAACUACUCUGAACACAAAGAAAUCUAAAGAAAAGCUAUGGAUUCAAAAGUAUACUGAAGACUCGUUCAAUAGCUGCUCUACAGUUGUAAAAACC
This is a messenger RNA of Cygnus olor (mute swan), 1581 nucleotides long. It is a transcript of the gene DNAJC19, whose product is annotated as DnaJ heat shock protein family (Hsp40) member C19. The coding region runs from base 158 to 442 and encodes 94 amino acids. Gene Ontology annotation, molecular function: ATPase activator activity. NCBI's taxonomy places the organism in Eukaryota, Metazoa, Chordata, Aves, Anseriformes, Anatidae. The record is from RefSeq and is a predicted model, not a curated record. The transcript has 6 exons. Gene Ontology annotation, cellular component: PAM complex, Tim23 associated import motor. Gene Ontology annotation, biological process: protein import into mitochondrial matrix.